Molecule: messenger RNA, 2240 nt
Organism: Seminavis robusta
Lineage: Eukaryota; Bacillariophyta; Bacillariophyceae; Naviculales; Naviculaceae
Source: the annotation of a GenBank genome assembly
CAUAAAACCGGUACGGUACGUUCUCUUGGAGCUGCUCACAAUUUCCGCAAAUAAUUUCGGCGAGGGUGCGCCGAGUCGAGUUGGACUUACAGUCCUAGGCCAUGGCAAACUCUAAGUAUACCUCUCAACGGAGAAGCGUCCCGCACAGCCACGACAAAUAAAUUUAUUGCCAGGCAAAUCGCCAAACAGCAGCUGAAGGACCGGUGGAAAUUCAGGGGUUCAACGCACCGGUACCGUACCUUUUGUCGUGGUACCUUCACGGAUCGGAGGCAACUUCAAGCAAGAGCAUCCAGUGCCGUCAUUGGAACGUCGAUAAUUAUGAAGAGACGAGGGAGCUUUCCUUCACGCAGCCUCCCAGCGGUACCGGUACAUCCCGGCACUGCUUCCACACUCUUGCUUGAGGAUCCGAUUUUCGGAGAGCACCUCACUGGUAUCGGGAUGCCAUAGGAUUACCCCACUGGUAUAAAGCUCACAAUCAACAAGAUCAAUCUAAGAUCAGGCCACCGGUACAACAGCGACACAAACCCAAGCUCUUGUCCAUUGCAUUGUUGUUCCUAUUUUAGGCCUUUGCCAAGGAUAGCAUCUUCUCUUCAUCAGCUUCUCUUGUUCUUCUCCAUGUUCAGCCUCAGCCUCGGCCAUGACAGUCUCUCUCACCGAUUCGUCUUCCAACGUAGACGAUCCCGUGGCCUUGGAAGAGGGUCGUCUUGGAGAAAGCUCCAACAAGGGCAACAACAACAGCCACAGCAGCAAACAAGGCAGCAGCAGCAAGCUGUCUACGUUCUUCAAAAAGACAACGUCCGUCAUUGGUAACCAAGCUACCUUUCUGCGAACUGAAGAUGAACACCGAGAACGACGAAGACAGUUAUCGUACGAACCAACUCAUCAUUGGUGGGAACCACCCCUGAGAGCUUGGAUACCGCAAUGCAAUCGAGAAAUCUUGUUAAUUUUGGUCGUCUACAAUACGGCUGUCACGGUCUUGGCUCGCUACUCGGGCAUGUGUGGAAACCCAUCACACCACGAACCAGGUCAUAUAUUCUGCAGCGAUGAUUGGAUAUUAUUGGAAGACAAGGCAUUGGUGGGCUUUGCCGUAGGCAUGUUUCUCCUUUUGGCCUUUCGAUCCAAUCAAGCGUAUGAGCGUUUCUGGGAAGGGCGACGGCUUUGGGGUAGGACACGGGAGGUCUGCCGGGACUAUGCAUUGCAAGUAUGUUCGGUGGUACGAGUAGAGACAGAAGACGACAAGGAAGACCGGAGAAGAGCCGUGGACUAUCUCACAGCUUUUGGGGUGGCCAUGAAGUUGCAUCUCCGUGGCGAACGGCACAUUGUCAGUGACUUGUCCGAAGGGACCAUUGGCAAGACAUUGUCAUUGACGUUUCAAGACAUUGCCAACAUUCAACAGGCCAAAAACAUGCCCCUGUUCUGCUUGGAUGUCCUCUCGGACUAUCUCAACAAACAGCAGCUUGCAGGCAAGUUGUCUGAUUACCAACUUGGUAUCAUCAAUGUGGGGUGCCUUUCGGUCAUGAGUGACACUCUUGGAUCUUGUGAACGCAUUCGCAACACACCAAUUCCCUUGUCCUACGUCCUGCAGCUGCGAUUCUUUCUCAUCUUGUGGCUGGUCCUAUACCCACUCCACGUGGUUGCCUUUUAUGGAUGGUUCACCAUUGUGUUGGCCAACUUGGUCUCCUAUGCUGUGCUUGGUAUAGAGUCAAUGGCCAGUGAGAUUGAGAAUCCCUUUGGAAACGACAAGAAUGACUUGGAUCUGGAUGAGUUCUGUCUUGGCUUUUGCGAGGAUACACAUGAGAUCUUGCGACGCCAUGAAAGUGAAGAUCGGGAGAUGCUCUUUGAUCGUCGUGCCAUUAUGGCACUGGACCAGAGGCGGGAUUUCCGAACUAGUACCAGGAAACUACUGACCAGGCAGCAACCGCCUCGUCAAGUUUCUCAAACAUCGGUCAUGACAGAUUUCAAAGAAACAGACUGGGCUCAAAACUCAUCUUGGGCUCAGCUGACAACAUCCUCUAAGGAGAUCUUGAGGUAGCAAAAGGCCAUGACAAGCGCCCAUGCCAUCCAUGAUGGCUGGAAGCAGCCAAUCCCCAAAUUGAGAGAGCAAAAGAUACUCUUUGGGGUCGAGUUCCGAAAGUCCCAUUACAUUCCACCUACCUGCAUAACAACACACUCCUAUAGCUAGCUACAUGUAGCUAGCUAGAGUGCAUUACAUGUGAUUCUAAAGAUCCUUUUUGAAUACG